AUGGGAGGAUUUCGCGGAGUCUCGUCGGCCGUGCCGAUUCGAGUUCGUCGCGCGCCAGACGGCCGGCAGACUAGAGAAAGGCGCGUGACUCAGUGGUGGGCACCGCGCCGUCGAGUGCAUUGCACCGAGGUCGAGUCUCGGCACUGGGCCCGGUUGCGUGGCGAUAGUGGGAGCGUGUCGACAACUCGCCACUGUACCUACAAGGAAACCUUAGUUCGUCUUUGGGAGUUCCAGUGGCGUGGGACCAGCGUUCCUAAUUCUCGAGGCUCGCCCAUCACUUGCUCCGUAACAAUGAGGAAUGCAAUCGAGAUAAGGCGUUCGGGAGUUACAGGCGGCGGCGGCACGCCAACUUUCUCCCCCCACGGCAGCGGCUGCGGAGUGUCGAGGGCGGCGAUAAAUCAUGCGGGCCGACCCGCUAUUGCGGAUUGUCGCGUGGGACGGGUAGGCACUCCGGUGCGAGUCAUGAGCGAGAGCGGAAGG
Iphiclides podalirius (scarce swallowtail) is the source of this 480-nucleotide messenger RNA. The record is from the annotation of a GenBank genome assembly. Lineage: Eukaryota; Metazoa; Arthropoda; Insecta; Lepidoptera; Papilionidae.